AUGGAGAUUCGAAGCCUCCAUCUGGACUUUAACUUCAUCACCGCCCUGCCGCCGGCCCUUUUCAGCUCGGUUCGCAUUGAGAAGCUGACGCUGAGCAGCAAUCGAAUCGCCGAGCUGCCGGAGACGCUCUUCGCCUGGCCUAGUCCGCUGGCCGCCAGUUUAGCGGUUCUAGAUCUGAAUUACAACCUUCUGGAAGGGCUGUCAGCCCUACGUCCUCUCACAGCCCUUCGCCAGCUGACUCUAAAAAACAAUCGCAUUCGGGAGAUUGCCCAGCCGGACUUGGUUUUUGAGGGCUGCUCCACCACGCUAGAACUCCUCGACCUGUCGCAAAAUCUCCUCGAGGCAAUGCCAGUCUUCAACAGUUUGCAGUCCCUGGUAAAGCUCGACCUGCGCGACAACCCCAUCGACAUACUCGAUUCAAGCAGCUUCGCCGGCCUCAAGUACCUCCAACACCUGUACAUCAGCGGCCUGAAGCUGCAGUACAUCGACUCACGCCUGUUCCUCUACCAAAGUCAGCUGAGCAGCCUGAAGAUUAGCACCUACCCGGCGAUGCGCUCCUUCCGCCUGCAGGACAUUCUCGCCCGCUCGGACGCCCUGAAGACGAUUGAGAUUGAAGUUCGUGAGGCGCUCCUUUCCCAUCAGAUUCAGUGGGCAUUUGGUGGAAAGCUGCGGGAGCUGGUCAUUACCGGGCAGUCGCUGACGCACAUUCUUCCUGAUGCAUUUCAAGGUCUGGACAACGCCAACGACCUGACGCUGCGCAUCACCAACACCAGCAUCCGCCAGCUGCCCGACGGCCUGCUGAAGUACCUCGCCGACAUUCGCUACAUUAGCAUCGACCUGCGGCGGAAUCAACUGGAGACCGUCAGCCCGGGCGUCUUCUUCGGUAGUGGGGUGGCUGACGGAAACGAUGAUGGUGAUGAUGAUGAUCAUGUGGAAUCGUUCUGGAGGGGAACCCGCUGCGCUGCGACUGCAACCUCCUCUGGAUCAGCCGGUGGAUGA
Rhagoletis zephyria (snowberry fruit fly) is the source of this 999-nucleotide messenger RNA. The record is from RefSeq and is a predicted model, not a curated record. NCBI's taxonomy places the organism in Eukaryota, Metazoa, Arthropoda, Insecta, Diptera, Tephritidae.